Peniophora sp. CBMAI 1063 is the source of this 291-nucleotide messenger RNA. Lineage: Eukaryota; Fungi; Basidiomycota; Agaricomycetes; Russulales; Peniophoraceae. The record is from the annotation of a GenBank genome assembly.
AUGCCUUCGGGUAUCUGUGCAGACGAAGGCGAGCGCAUACUGUUGGAGCGUGCCGUGGUCCGGAUACCACCAACCGUGGAAGAACCUGCUAAUGUCUUCCACGUCUUCGCCAACGGCUUCAAUGACACCGGCACCGUCGCUCGAAUGUUGUCAAGACGGGCCGGGAGUGGAAACAGGGCGCGUGUCGAGGAUGAACUCGCCAGCGUCUUUGGUGGUGAGGAUGAGGGCUUUGUUGAGUCGCAGUCCUUAUAUACGUACACCCUCCCGAUCCAUACGUUUAUGAAUGUAUAG